Molecule: messenger RNA, 1491 nt
Organism: Homalodisca vitripennis (glassy-winged sharpshooter)
Lineage: Eukaryota; Metazoa; Arthropoda; Insecta; Hemiptera; Cicadellidae
Product: phosphoglycerate kinase-like
Exons: 8
Coding region: 97-1344 (415 amino acids)
Biological process (GO): gluconeogenesis; glycolytic process
Cellular component (GO): cytosol
Molecular function (GO): ATP binding; phosphoglycerate kinase activity; ADP binding
Source: RefSeq, a predicted model, not a curated record
UGACUGCCGCCUUUAAUAUUAUUUGUAUAUUACGUAAACAAAUGUAAUAUAUCUUCGUUUUAAAAGUAUUUUAAAUUUUAUAAACUGUGAAAAAACAUGAUGCAACGUAAGAUUAGUGUUGAUAUGAUAAAUUUGGCAGGAAAAAGGGUUCUGAUAAGGACAGAUUUCAACGUCCCAAUGAAGGAUGGUAAGAUCACUAACAACCAGCGGAUAGCAGCGAGUUUGGAGACCAUCCAGUACGUCCUCAGCCACGACGCCAAGUCCUUGGUCCUCUGCUCUCACCUAGGGCGGCCAGAUGGUCGUAAAAACCCCAAGUACACUCUGGCCCCGGUCGCCGAGGAACUUUCAAACUUGUUAAAAAGGUACGUGCACUUUAUGUCCGACUGUGUCGGUUCAGAGGUUGAAGCCUACUGCGCUGAUCCAAAACCUGGUUCAGUUAUUCUGUUGGAGAAUCUGAGAUUUCACAUAGAAGAAGAAGGAAAGGGUGUGAACGAGAAGGGUGAAAAGGUGAAGGCUUCCCCAGAGAACGUCAAGAAGUUCAGAGAGUCUUUACGGAAGCUCGGUGACGUGUAUGUAAAUGACGCCUUUGGGACGGCGCACCGCGCACAUAGCUCAAUGUUGGGCGAAGGGUUCGAUCAGAGGACUGCUGGCUUCCUUCUUAAGAAGGAAUUGAAUUACUUCUCCAAGGCUCUUGAAAAUCCAGAAAAACCGUUUUUGGCGAUAUUAGGAGGUGCCAAAGUUGCGGACAAAAUACUCCUAAUUGAAAACCUCUUAGAUAAAGUAACGGACAUGAUUAUUGGCGGUGGAAUGGCUUUUACAUUUCUCAAAGAGAUGAAGAAUAUGAAGAUUGGGAACUCUCUGUUCGACCCCGAAGGUGCAAAGAUAGUGAAGGACCUAGUGAACAAAGCCAACAAGAACAAAGUUAACUUGUACUUGCCAGUGGACUUUGUGACGGCGAGCAAGAUAGCUGAUGACGCUGCGGUCGGAGAGAGCACUGUGGAAGCGGGAAUACCGGACGGCAUGAUGGGGGUUGACAUCGGCAGUGGCACGGUAGACGUGUUCGUGCAGCCAAUCAAGAAGGCAAAACUUAUCGUCUGGAAUGGACCCCCAGGAGUAUUCGAAUAUGAGAAGUUCGCUAACGGCACGAAAUGCAUGAUGGCCGCCGUGGUGGAGGCUACCGCACGAGGAGCCGUUACCAUCAUCGGGGGAGGUGACACGGCCACGUGCGCUGCCAAGUUAAACACCGAGCCGCUGGUCAGUCAUGUAUCUACAGGAGGAGGCGCCGCCCUGGAACUGCUAGAGGGUAAGAAUUUGCCAGGUGUAACAGCUCUUUCGGAUAAGUGAUUCUUCCACGCUAAAUCUGUAAUCUACAAAAUACUUAACAACGAGGAAAUGGAAAUUUGAAAUCACAUUUUUUGUAAUAUUUAAUAGAAUAGUUAUUCUUUCAGUUGUGAAUAUAAAUUUGAAUGAAUAUUAUAUCUUUAAAAUCGA